Molecule: messenger RNA, 1362 nt
Organism: Zygosaccharomyces rouxii
Lineage: Eukaryota; Fungi; Ascomycota; Saccharomycetes; Saccharomycetales; Saccharomycetaceae
Gene: DFG5
Product: putative mannan endo-1,6-alpha-mannosidase
Exons: 1
Coding region: 1-1362 (453 amino acids)
Biological process (GO): fungal-type cell wall biogenesis; budding cell bud growth; carbohydrate catabolic process
Molecular function (GO): mannan endo-1,6-alpha-mannosidase activity
Source: RefSeq, a predicted model, not a curated record
AUGCUGCUACAUAAUAUUCUGGUCUGGUUAGUAUUUUCCCUCAGUCCGAUAUGGGCAGUAGAUCUCCAAGUAGGUGAUAAAGAUUCGGUAUGUUCUGCUACUGCGUUAAUCCAACAAGGUAUGUUAGACUACUAUGCAGGUGAUAAAUAUGGUGGUGCAAUUGGUAUGUUUCAACCACCGUACUAUUGGUGGCAAGCAGGUGAAGCAUUUGGUGGGAUGAUAGACAAUUGGCAUUUUUGUAAGAAUAAUACCUUUGAGGAGUUGAUACGGGAAGCUAUGUUGACCCAAGCAGGUCCUCACUACGAUUAUAUGCCUCAGAACCAAACUAUGGUGGAAGGUAACGAUGAUCAAGGUGUUUGGGGGCUUACGGUUAUGGAAGCUGUCGAGAGAAAUUUUACAGAUCCUGGUGAUGGUAAACCUGGUUGGUUAGCAAUGGCACAGGCAGUUUUCAAUGAAAUUAACGAACGUUGGGACGACAAAUCAUGUGCUGGUGGUGUUCGUUGGCAAAUCUUUACAUGGAAUAGUGGUUAUAACUAUAAGAAUACAAUUUCUAACGGGUGUUACUUCCAAUUAGCAGCAAGAUUGGGACGUUAUACAAAUAAUCAAACUUACUUAGAAGUUGCUGAAAAAGUGUUUGAUUGGUUAACUGACGUUGGGUUCGUGGUUUUGAAGGAUAAAGGUAAUGUUUUUGAUGGUGCAGUGACUGAUGAUAAUUGUACCCAAGUGACCGAAUUGGAAUGGACUUAUAAUCAUGGUAUUAUUCUUGGUGGAUCAGCUUACAUGUAUAACGCUACCAAUGGGUCAAGUAAGUGGGAAGAACGUGUAAAUCAAAUUCUUAACGGUGCAUCUGACUACUUCUUCCAAGACAAUGUCAUGUAUGAAAGUGGUUGUCAACAUGGUGAUAGUUCGAACUGUAAUAACGAUCAGAGGUCCUUUAAAAGUAUUUUUUCAAGAAUGCUCGGAUUAACAAGUGUCUUAGUGCCAUCAGUUAGUGAUAAGGUGGAUCAGUUGUUAAAUGCCAGCGCCGAAGGAGCGGCCAAAUCUUGUAGUGGUGGUAUUGACGGUCAUACAUGUGGGUUGAAUUGGUUUAAAGGGUCUUGGGACAACCAAUACGGUCUUGGUGAACAGAUGAGUGCGCUAGAAGUUAUUCAAAACACUUUGAUUCACAAUUCAGAUCCACCUUACAGAGAAAGUACUGGUGGUUCCUCCAAGGGUGAUUCCGCCGCUGGUCUAAAUACUACAACUACAAAUGUACUGCAAAAGAAACUCAAAAUCCAGAGUAAAGAUCGUGCAGGUGCUGCAAUCAUUACGGGUGUCGUUCUAAUGGUCGUUGUUGGAGGAUCCGUAUGGAUGUUAUUUUAA